AUGAAAGAUAUCGAAAGGUGUUUUGGUAUCCUCCAAGCUUGGUGGGCUAUUAUUAGGGGUGUUGAGCUUAUGUUUGAUGAGGAGGUGCUGAGGAGUAUUAUGAUGACUUGCAUCAUGCUCCAUAACAUGAUUGUGGAGGAUGAGUAUGAUUAUGAUGCUCCAGACAUGUUUGAACCGGAUCCCAUGAACACGGCUUUGACAAGAAUUUAUGAAAGGCCCAUGGGCCCAAAUGGACAACCACUGGAACAUGAACCGUUGGUCAAGGACGGUUGUUUCAUGAACUGUAUGAUUGAUCGAUAUACGGAGAUGCAAUCGUCUUAUAUUCCUGAACGACGUCAAGUUGACUUGAUGGAGCAUUUAUGGGCAAUGAGAGGCAAUAACGGUGAAUGA
Messenger RNA from Prunus armeniaca (apricot), 390 nucleotides. The record is from the annotation of a GenBank genome assembly. NCBI's taxonomy places the organism in Eukaryota, Viridiplantae, Streptophyta, Magnoliopsida, Rosales, Rosaceae.